This is a messenger RNA of Lycium barbarum (goji berry), 813 nucleotides long. RefSeq lists its product as uncharacterized. The record is from RefSeq and is a predicted model, not a curated record. The transcript is spliced from 3 exons. The coding region runs from base 1 to 813 and encodes 270 amino acids. Lineage: Eukaryota; Viridiplantae; Streptophyta; Magnoliopsida; Solanales; Solanaceae.
AUGAGAUCAAAGCAUGAGAUACUGCUCAAUCAGAGGAAAUAUACACUAGAGUUAAUUUCUGAGCUGGGACUUAGUGGAGCAAAACAAGCUUCCACACCAUUAGAAGCAAAUGUUAAGUUGACUUCAGUUGAGUAUGAUGCAACAUGUGACAAGGAAGAUGAUUCAACAGGACGAAAAAUGGAUGAUCCAGCACUGGGAGACAUAGGCAAAUAUCAGAAGUUAGUAGGCAAGCUGAUUUAUUUGACCAUUACAACACCAGAUAUUUGCUUUGCUGUACAGGUUUUAAGUCAGUUCAUGCAGAUGCCAAAGAAGUCUCACUGGGAUGCAACAUUAAGGAUAGUGAGAUAUGUCAAGAGAUCACCAAGAUCAGGCAUACUACUGAGAAGAAAUUUUAUUGAAGAGAUGACAGUCUUCUGUGACUCAAACUGGGUGUCAUGUCCUAACACUAGGAGAUCAGUGUCUAAGAAGCAAUAUACAAUAAGUAGAAGCUCAGCUAAAGCUGAGUAUAGAAACAUGACUUCAGCAGUUUCUGAGAUUGUUUGGUUAACAGGUUUGCUAAAGGACUUAGGGGUUGAUAUAAAGCUUCCCAUAAAGCACAAUUUGUCUGAUUCUGUGUCUUGUGUCUUUACUGGUAGUUUGGAAUCUUCUUGCGUUCCUUUCUUCCCAAAUGUGACAUAUAGCUGCUGCGAAAAGAAACCUCAGUAUACCAGCUCUUGGCCUGGUGUUGCUGGCCCUUUUGGUUAUCCAUUUCAUUUCAUCGACCCAAGGCAAGAUAGUCUGUUUUCCCCUAUCCAAUGCAGUAAUGUCUUCUAG